Mesocricetus auratus (golden hamster) is the source of this 5098-nucleotide messenger RNA. RefSeq names its product glycine receptor subunit alpha-4. NCBI's taxonomy places the organism in Eukaryota, Metazoa, Chordata, Mammalia, Rodentia, Cricetidae. Gene Ontology annotation, cellular component: synapse; neuron projection; plasma membrane. The coding region runs from base 368 to 1738 and encodes 456 amino acids. The transcript is spliced from 9 exons. Gene Ontology annotation, molecular function: transmembrane signaling receptor activity; glycine binding; transmitter-gated monoatomic ion channel activity. Gene Ontology annotation, biological process: nervous system process; signal transduction; chemical synaptic transmission. The record is from RefSeq and is a predicted model, not a curated record.
CAUCUUUCUGCCUGGCUCCUUCCUCCCUCCCCUCCAAGACUCUCCAGUGUUUGCAGAGUGAUUCCUACCCAAAGAGAAUCUUUUCUGGCUCCCUAACCGGCAGGCUAAGGCCCUCCUCAGUCCAAGACAAGUCUAAGCCGGAGCCGGAGCUGGAGCUAGUGGGGUUAUUUGUGUCAGGUUCAGUUCCAGGGGAACAGUUCUAGACCCUGACUGCUAAGGGCAGGGCAGAAAAGAGGCAGGAGAGGAAAGGCAGGCUCCUUAUUCCAGCCCAAGUUGGAGAAGGGCUCUGUACUGUUGCCUUUCCCACAGGGAUACCUGCUCUCACCUUGACAGCCAGGCUGAGAAAGGACUACAAGGUCCCUGCAGAAUGACAACUCUUGUUCCUGCAACCCUCUUCCUUCUCCUCUGGACUCUGCCAGGGAAGGUCCUCCUCAGCGUGACUUUGGCAAAAGAGGAUGUCAAAUCUGGGCCCAAAGGGUCCCAGCCCAUGUCUCCCUCUGAUUUCUUGGAUAAGCUUAUGGGACGAACAUCUGGAUAUGAUGCCAGGAUUAGGCCCAAUUUCAAAGGCCCACCUGUGAAUGUGACCUGCAACAUCUUCAUCAACAGUUUUGGUUCCGUCACUGAGACCACCAUGGAUUACCGGGUAAAUGUCUUCUUGCGGCAACAAUGGAAUGACCCACGCCUGGCCUACCGAGAAUAUCCUGAUGACUCUCUGGAUCUAGACCCCUCUAUGCUCGACUCUAUCUGGAAGCCAGAUCUCUUCUUUGCCAACGAGAAAGGGGCCAACUUCCAUGAGGUGACCACAGACAAUAAGUUACUACGCAUCUUCAAGAAUGGGAAUGUGCUCUACAGCAUCAGAUUGACCCUCAUUUUGUCCUGCCCAAUGGACCUCAAGAACUUCCCAAUGGACAUCCAGACCUGCACGAUGCAGCUGGAAAGCUUUGGCUAUACCAUGAAUGACCUCAUGUUUGAGUGGCUAGAAGAUGCUCCUGCUGUCCAAGUGGCUGAGGGGUUGACACUUCCCCAAUUUAUCUUGCGGGAUGAGAAGGAUCUAGGUUAUUGCACCAAGCACUACAACACAGGAAAAUUCACGUGCAUAGAGGUAAAGUUUCACCUGGAGCGGCAGAUGGGUUACUAUCUGAUUCAAAUGUACAUUCCCAGCCUACUCAUUGUCAUCCUGUCCUGGGUCUCCUUCUGGAUCAACAUGGAUGCUGCCCCUGCCCGUGUAGGCCUCGGCAUCACCACUGUCCUCACCAUGACAACCCAGAGCUCUGGAUCCAGGGCCUCUUUGCCUAAGGUAUCCUAUGUGAAGGCCAUUGACAUCUGGAUGGCUGUAUGCCUGCUCUUUGUAUUCGCUGCCUUGCUUGAGUAUGCUGCAGUCAAUUUUGUCUCUCGUCAGCACAAGGAAUUUAUGAGACUUCGUAGAAGGCAGAGACGGCAACGCAUGGAAGAAGAUAUCAUACGAGAAAGUGGCUUCUAUUUUCGUGGCUAUGGCCUAGGACACUGCCUACAAGCAAGGGAUGGAGGUCCAAUGGAAGGUUCCAGCAUUUAUAAUCCCCAACCUCCAGCACCUCUUCGAAAGGAGGGAGAAACCAUGAGGAAACUCUAUGUGGACCGAGCCAAGAGAAUUGACACCAUCUCCAGGGCUGUCUUCCCCUUUACUUUUCUUGUCUUCAAUAUCUUCUAUUGGGUUGUCUAUAAAGUUCUAAGGUCAGAAGAUAUCCACCAGGCACUGUGAACAGGGUGGAGGUUAUAAUGCAUAGCUGCUGGCUUCCUGCUUCCACCUGGGUGAGCUUCUCUCCCUUCCAUCAAACUCUAUCAGGAGCAUAAACAGUUCCUGCUUGACCUCCCACUCAGAACUUCAAUCACCAGUUCCCAAGCUACAUGGGAAUUGCCUAGUGCCAAAGGUGGCUAUACUUACAAACAUGGCUUAUCUACCCAAUCCAGAUUUACUGCUUACUCUGCCAUCUCUCAUUGUUUGUCCAUCUGGCUGAUUCCAGAGUGACUUUCUGUCAUUGCUGGGGACCUUCUGGUUUUUGUCAUCUUCAUCUUUUCUACUUGUAUUCAGAGCCUGUCCUUUAUUUGGCACUUCUCUCCCUCCUACUGCAAGCUCACAUAUGGAUUCCUCUCAGUCCACAAAUACUGCUCUGAAUGAUCUAGUCAGAUGCCCUUACUGAUAGAAAGACAAAGGCACAGAUUUCCCACCACCUGGGGUAGGGCACUGGUAUAUGGUCCAACAAAGAGAGGUUCACUUCUAGAAAAGCUAUCAAUUUUUGAACUUGGUCAAGAUCCUAGGACUCUCAGAAAGUCUACCCUUCCAGGUCUACCUAAACUCCUCGCCCCAGACAUAUUUGUUCUAGUCCUUAAUCAAUUAGCAUGGCCACGGGUUUUGUUAUGCUGCUCGGUAGGAAAAAGGAGGUGGUGGGGAGCUUAUGCUUUAAGAAAUUUAUUUGCUGAUCUAGGAAAAAGAAAAAAAGAAAAUCAAAAAGUACUAAAACUUAAGAAGACUGGAGUAUAGAAACAAGCUUUAGAGAAACUAUUAAGGUUCUUUUUCUCCAAAGUCCCUAUUUUCCAGGACCUCCUAACUUUCUCCUGCACCUCCUCUUGGCAAGCAGGUGCCAUGCAACCUUGUUCUUGAUAGUAUAGGCUUCAAAGUUCCUGAGGAGGAACUAGGCAUGUAGAGGGUGUCUCUAUCUCAGCAUCUAGAGAACUCAACCUACCCUGGGUAGUAGCUGUACAAGCUGGAGAGCCGUAUUCUGGAUUGUUCCUUUGCCCUUUUUGUGCUUCCCUCUCUUCUUCCAUAGGAUUCAGAUAAGGCUACAAAAAAGGUCAUAAAUGGAUUGGUGUGUCAUAGGGAUGCAUGGGCCUGGUACAGUGAGUUCUUUGAAGUGUUCUGACUGUGAGGAACAUAGAAAUGAGAUGAGAAACAUAAGAAUGUGAGGAUAGCAGUUGGAAUACACAAACAAAUAACCUCUUAAAAUAGUGGGUCCUUUUCUCUGGACCCAGCAUAAUAAUUAUGUAAUAGGGCUCUCCUCCUUCCCUUUCAUCUCUCCUUUCUCUCUCCAUCUCCCUCUCUUCUCGAUCUCAUUUCUUUCUCACUACUUCAUUCCACAUAGUAUUCCUAAUUCAAAGUCAAUUAAGUCCAAUGAUCAAUGUAAAUAUAGUACAAGGACAAAACCAGCCUUCUUUCUCCAUUUUAAUAUUGAAUUUGUCUUAUUCAUUGAGAUACCCUUUGGUCUCCCUUGAUUUUAAAGACAGUACUUUGGAAUGACUAAGGUAGCUACCCUAUAUUUAUUUAUUUGUUUGCUUGCUUAUUUAUUUAUCUUUCUUUCAACAAGGUGUUUCUGUAUAUCUUAACAUACCCUGGAACUUACUUGCGGCCCAGGUUCGUUAUGAACUCAUAAUCCUCCUGUCUCAACCUCUCUGGUGUUAGGAUUAACAGUGUGUACUACUACAUUCAGAUCUUGAAAUUACUUUUAUUGGCCACAUUAGCACUCUCAUACCAAGAAUCAAAAAUUUACAACUGGUUUAUUGGAGGAGAUUAAAUUGAAAAGGGAAGAGAGCCCCUAUGUUCCUAGUUCUGCCCAGGUAGUGCCAAUCAAUGAGAGGCCACAAGCAAUACCCUUUUGAAAGGAGCAGAGAGUAUCUCUUUGAUACUGUCCCUGAUGGGGCUGGGGUGUCAGGCUGCUGCAGCCCGGAGGCGGGGAUGGUGGGGGUGGACUAUGGAGAUGAGCUUACUGCACAGAGCUCUACUUGUUACAGAUCUUGUCCAGAUGGGCCAACUACACAAAUCUGCCCUGUUGGAAGUCUCAAGAACAAUGCUCUGGAGACAGCUACAGUGCUGAGCAAUAAAGGCUGUCCAACUGGGACUCAGAUCAGGGCAUCAGCUGGUGCUGGGUGCCGAAGAAGCCAAAGUACCAACCAACAUAAUAGACCAAAGGAAUUCACAAAGCCACUCAGAGCCAAUGCCAGGUGGAAGGUACUAUCCUUCUCACUAGAGCCCCUAAGCAGAGGAAGUAUAUGCACAAUGCCAACAUUGGAUCUAGUACAGAUGGCUUUCAUUUUCUUUAUUCUUCCCACAUACAUUCAGGGACUGGAGAAAUGCUAGGUCUCACUGAGGGGGGUUGACAUUUAGCAGUCUGUUCAAUCACAAAAUUGUUAAAUUACCAAUUAAUUGACCUCACUUGGAGGUCAUGUCCAUUUAUCAGCUCUCUUGUAAUACUUACCCUCCCCCAGUCCAAUACUAAUUUCUCACUGAAUCACAUCUGAUGUGAUUCUGAGAUUUAAACAGCAUUUUUAAACGGGUGGAGGCUUCCUAUGAAGAUAACGUGUUUUGGAUAUUUUCAUUAAUUCUUUGUUAAUAUUUAAUGUUGGAUAAAUAUUUCAUAAAUGCAUUUUUCAAGAGGAAAGGCUUUAUUUAUUCAGUUGUUAAAGCUAUUAGUGCCUCCAUCUUCCUUACAGCUUGUUCUGCCUUGUGGGAUGCCAGUGGUUUAGCCUCUUCUGUCUCUUUAACCUACUAUUAGGUCCUUUUGCUCUCUCCAAAAAUUCACAGGCCAAGCAAAAAGAAACUUUCUAAGUGGAAGAAAUGUACUGAAUAAAAUGUAUCCUUUAUCUUUCCCAUAAGCAUUUUCCCACCUAUUGUAAAAGAACAGGUACCCUUCUGUUUAAAGUGUUAGACUGAUUUAAAGAUACUUUCUCAUUUUUUGCUGAGUCAUACAAAUGCCUCCCUCAACUCUAUCUACAAUGUAUUACUUCUUUUGAAAUUUUUAUGUGUCCUCCCACUUCUCUUAUUGUUUAUAUCAGUGUUGGCAUUAUUAGUCUUAUCUCAUUAUUUCAGGGUACCAAAAUCUCAAAAAUUGUACUUCACUACUCUGGGAUUUAUCUUGUUAGGCUGCACUGUUAAGGAAAACUAACCAGUCUAGUUCAGGAAUCACCCAGGGGUUAGGAAGCAAGGUUCCACUCACUGAUUCAAUGGAAGAAUAAGCUUUUUGAGGGCAUGAGAUGCAUUUUAUAUAACUUGUUAUCCUGCACAGCUCUGAUACCUAGUAAUACAUAAUAUGUGUGAUUAUAAUAAAAGCCUAUCUUUCCACUUGCUAUA